UGCUGAGGGAGUUAGCUGCCCGUCAAAAGCGCCGUUGAAGGAAGGGCCCUGUUUUGCCAUUUUGAGUGGGCAUUAAAAUCGCCAGAGCACUGAGGAGCUGGGGGGGGGCCCAGGCCGGAACCUUGGUUCCUCACCCAUCGAACUCCGACGUUGUCCACCUCCGUCUGUGGGACCUUCCUGACCACAAAAUGGCUACCGCGUCCGUCAACAGUGACUGCGCCAUAACAGACUUGCCCUGAAGACCAGGUGGAGAUGCGAAUCCAGCAGGCUGUCCAGUACAAGGCGGAGGGGAACCAGCACUACAAGCAGAAGAGGUUGAGAGAGGCCAUCAGCAGGUACCACUGGGCCCUCAUGCACCUGAGAGGCCUGGACCCCAGCGAGCCCACCCCGCUGCAGGCCUUCGGGGGAGAGAAGGCCCAACUCAGCCCCGAGCAGGUGGAGCGACUGCACAGCACCGAGUGUGACUGUUACAACAACUUAGCAGCCUGUCUCCUCCUAUCUGAAAAAGUGAACUACGAGAGGGUGCGGGAUUACUGCCUGAAGGUGCUAGACAGACAAGCUGCCAACACAAAGGCUCUGUACCGGGCGGGAGUCGCUCUCUACAACAUCGGCGAUUACGAUCGAGCACUACACUACCUCACAGAGGCAGCGAAGCUGUGUCCAAAUGAUGCUCACGUCAAGAGAUACAUCCAGGAGACAGAACAACGCCUCAGUCAGUACCACCAGAGGGAGAGGAUGAUGUACAAGGGCAUGUUUGCCAAGUGACAAGCAGACGGCUCGCAACGGAUUCCGCCGUCCUCCGAGACAUCCCUUCCCACCUGUUGGACAUUUCCCUGCAACCCCCCCACCACCCCUUCCAACUCCUGUUAUUCCCAGCGGGGAGAAAGUGGGACUCGUUUUACGUUUGUUCAAAGUUAACUUGGUGACGCUCCCUGAGCCGCAGCUACAUAAGGAAGCGUCUGCAAAUUACCACUGACUGUCUCUUGAUGGACCUGUGGGAGCCCGCGUGUGGGUGCACGGUGCUUUUUAAUCCAGGUGCCAGAUUUUUUUUUUGCCUUUUAAAUUGUUAAAGCUAUGCCUGACCUUUUCUGAAUGCAA
Messenger RNA from Carcharodon carcharias (great white shark), 1098 nucleotides. RefSeq names its product tetratricopeptide repeat protein 9C-like. The coding region runs from base 253 to 765 and encodes 170 amino acids. The record is from RefSeq and is a predicted model, not a curated record. Gene Ontology annotation, molecular function: protein binding. Lineage: Eukaryota; Metazoa; Chordata; Chondrichthyes; Lamniformes; Lamnidae. The transcript has 4 exons.